AUGAGGAUUGUUCUGGUUGGUAAAUCUGGAUCAGGAAAGAGCUCAACAGGAAACACUAUACUGGGCAAAGAUGCAUUUAAAGUUGGUUUCUCCCCUGAAUCUACAACUCAACAGUGUGAGAAAUGUAAGGGAAAUGUGGCGGGUAAAAACAUAUCUGUGAUCGACACACCUGGAUUGUUUCACACGUCUCUGACUCAAGAAGAUCUGAAGGCUAAGAUUGAGAUGAGUUUGCAGAUGUCUGCUCCUGGUCCUCAUGUGUUUCUGCUGGUCAUCGGACUGGACAGAUUCACAGAGGAAGUAAAAAACACAGUGAAAUGGAUUCAGCAAAACUUCGGAGAAGAAUUUAUGAGAUUCACCAUAGUGCUGUUCACUGGAGGUGAUAAAUUAGAAAAACCAAUAGAAAAAUUUCUAUCAGAUAGCAACAACCUGAUUCUAGAUGAAUAUGAGACAGAAUAUCAUGUCUUUAAUAAUGCCAAGAAGAAGAAUCAAACUCAGGUCACUGAAUUGCUGGAGAAAAUAAAGCAAAUGAAGAAUAAACAUGAAAGAAAGAAUGAAUACUACACUAUGGAAAUGUAUCAGGAGGCUCAAACUAAGAUCAGAGAAGAAGAAGAGGAGAGAAGACAAGAGGAAGAGAAAAAGAACCAAGAGGGGAAGGAAGAAAAUGGAAACGUAGAUGGUUUUGUUCAAAGAACAAUAACAAUUGUCAUAGCAGGCGUAACAGCAAGUGUAAUAGUAGGCCUAACAACAGUGCUAGCAAAACUAUAUUUUCUGAAUGGAAAUCAUCCAUAAACCAGCAGAGUUGUUGAAUAGUGCACUGAACAAGAAUCACAUGCAGUCCUUGAUAUGCAUGAAAAAAGUAAUACAAGAUCA
This is a messenger RNA of Sinocyclocheilus rhinocerous, 870 nucleotides long. Its product is annotated as GTPase IMAP family member 4-like. The transcript has a single exon. The coding region runs from base 1 to 789 and encodes 262 amino acids. NCBI's taxonomy places the organism in Eukaryota, Metazoa, Chordata, Actinopteri, Cypriniformes, Cyprinidae. Gene Ontology annotation, molecular function: GTP binding. The record is from RefSeq and is a predicted model, not a curated record.